AUUAGCAUGUAUGAGUAGUGGGGGCAUGGCAAUAGCUUUUUUUGCAGAAAUAAAAUUGAAGAAAUGGAAAUGAAAAUUCAAUUUGUGGUCAUAGUUCUGAAUUGAAGGACCACAAUGCAUGUCAAUUGAUAGCCUUAAUAAUAAUUAUAAUUUUGAGGCCUUUGUUUUACUUCCGCUCUAUUUACUAAUAGCUCGGACGUGACUCAGCUCAACUCGAACUGUUUCCUUUUUCUUUUCUCAGAAACAAAGGAAGUCCUUGUUUUUGCCUUUUGUUUUAAUAUGUUACAUGUACUCACGAAAACCUAGGGUUUAAUUUUAAAGUUAGGUUAACAGACAAAGUGACAAAGAUAAAUCUGAGAAGGGAACGUAUUUCUACUUUCUAUUUCUUUAAAUGGGGGAGCCGACGGAGGGUCAAUUAAACGGUGUCGUAGCAGGGGGAGGAGUAGGAGGAGCUGGAACCAUGUUGGUAUCCUCAUCUGAAACCGUUGGUUCAAAGCGUCAGCGAAGGCCGAGCGUCAGAUUAGGUGAUAUUGGUGGUGACCUCCAUCAUCACCAACCGUACGACUCGCACAUAAGAAGAACCGCCGUUGGCGCCACCACAACUACUGUCGCUAGCUCCACUAAACAAUUCAAGCACCACCAUAUGACUGCUCCCGAUCACAAAAGAGAGGCAAGUAAGUCUUCAAAGACUCGAGCUGUACCCAAUUUUAGCGCGAAUUCUGGUGAAUUGACUGAAACCCUAGAUGAAAAUCUUGAUAGUAUUGCAAUUGGGAGCUGGAAAGUAAAGGAUUCCAAGAAACGAGGAUCUGCGAAGAGGGUUAGGUCUAAUUGGAUUUUAAAAAACAAUGAAACCCUAGGGGAUAAAAUUAACAAUAACAACAUCAACAGCCAUGUUAAUAACCACUUUGAAGGAGAUGAAAAACAUAGCGGAGGAGAUGAUAUGGAAGAUGGGUACCGUGGCUUUGAUAUGGAAAACUCGGAGAGUCCUUUAAAAGAGCACAGCCCUGUUCAUUCUCUUGAGAAUUUAGCUGUUGAUGGGCAUGAAGGGGAGGUUCCUUAUUACAAUAGGAGAGGAAUCGUUAGGGGUAAUAGGGAAGUCAAUGAUGGGAUGGAGCUGUCUGGGCCGUCUGAUAAUGAUGUAAGGGAUUGGAAUAGGGGUGGGAGUGAAGAUGGAGUGAGGAUUUGGUUGAAUAGUUUAGGGUUGGGGAGAUAUGCGCCAGUUUUUGAGAUACAUGAGGUAGAUGAUGAGGUGUUGCCAAUGUUGACGUUGGAGGAUUUAAAGGAUAUGGGAAUAAAUGCUGUGGGGUCGAGGCGGAAGAUGUAUUGUGCAAUACAGAAGCUGGGAAAAGGAUUUUCAUGAAGUUUUGGUUGGUGGGAUUGUAGUAUUUGAGGGAAUACUUGGUUGUCAGCCAUGGCAAUGUAAGUUUCAUGUGAUUUUCGGGGAGAAUGAGAAAUAGGAGCAUGCUUAAGAAAGGGAGCCAAUUCAAGUAUUUUCCUUUAUCAUUUUUUCCAACUGUGAAAUGAAGUGUUGUUGGAGAACUAACUUAUUCAAGUUAGAUAAUUCUUUUUCUCAUUCAUAAGAGAACUUCUAGUUUAAUUGAAGCCUUCAAUAUUGUGUGGCAUCCCUGUGCUCUGAUUAUGAAAGUUAAUCAACGUAGUUAGCCUGCAAUUCUGUGGUCACCAUGGAAGCAGUGGUUUUUUGACGGUUAAUGAAUAUAUCAUUUAAUUUUUUUAUGCUUGAAUUUUUGUUCAGGA
Messenger RNA from Mangifera indica (mango), 1755 nucleotides. RefSeq lists its product as uncharacterized. Lineage: Eukaryota; Viridiplantae; Streptophyta; Magnoliopsida; Sapindales; Anacardiaceae. The coding region runs from base 392 to 1360 and encodes 322 amino acids. The transcript is spliced from 2 exons. The record is from RefSeq and is a predicted model, not a curated record. Gene Ontology annotation, molecular function: protein binding.